AUGAUCUCCUCGGCUCUGUCCAGGCAAGCUCUGCCCAGCGGGGUCCGAUCACUCGGCCCCUCUCGAAGAUCUUCACCGAGUUCUUCUCCCCCAUCAUACCCUAAGUUCCCUACGAGAAUCAACCAAACGGGCCGCUGCUCGCAAAGGUCUCAAUGCUCUCUGGGCGUCAAGAGCUCGCCAUAUCCGGCGACCGGGCGGAGGUUCCAGCUCGAGGACGUCAUCGAGGCCCAGCAGUUCGACAGGGAUAUCUUGACUGCCAUCUUCGAGGUUGCUCGCGAGAUGGAGAAGAUCGAGAAGGGCACCCCUGAAAGCGAGGUCCUGAGGGGCCAUCUGAUGGCCACUCUGUUCUACGAGCCCUCCACGAGGACCCGGCUCUCCUUCGAGUCCGCCAUGAAGCGGCUCGGUGGUGAGGUGCUGACGACGGAGAACGCCAGGGAGUUCUCUUCUGCGGCGAAAGGGGAGACCCUGGAAGGUCCGCCCAUAUCCUCCUCCUCCUCUGAAGAUGAAGGAGAGCUUUCCUUUUCUUUAUGUGGGCAUUGCCUCGCUGAUAUGUGAUAUGGUUUGAAGGGCAGACACCAUAAGGACGGUCGAAGGCUACGCGGAUAUAAUCGUCAUGAGACACUUCGAGAGUGGAGCCGCCCGAAGAGCUGCAAUGACGGCCGGGGUCCCCGUUAUCAACGCAGGGGAUGGCCCUGGGCAGCAUCCCACGCAGGUAAGGUGGCGGCACAGGACUCUGUUUUCUCUCUCAACCAUCCUUUUCCUCUAAAAGCUUAUUGAAUGGGGACUGGAUAUCCAUGGUCUUGUUCCUUCCCCUUGUGGAAAUGGCAGUCAGAGAUCGUAUCCUCUUCCGAGAGGGUUGAGUUGAGAUAGACGACUCCAGGGAAGUCUUGGUGCAAAAGGGUGCUGGUGGAUCAAGGCAAGGGAUUGGACGGAUGCUAUCCUCUACAGAUCCCCAAGCCAUAGACUUAAGCGGCAAAGAGCAUCGAAAUGGAGAUCGAGGUGGUGAGAAAUAGAUGGUGAGGAAGCUGAUUGUGAAGCCGGAUAUAGCCUGAAGACUAGGGGAGGGCCUUCUUGCAGAUGGAUGAGAUUAGGAGCCAAAAAGAUAGAUGUGGGCACCUUCUGGGGCUAUGCUGUUUUUGGUUCUUGGCGUAGAUCAUUCACUGGGCAAGGUUCUUGUUGUGGGCACUUCAACAUGAGAUUUCUGUGAGAGUUUCUGCCGACUGAUCCCCGAAGAUUUGACGUUCUUCAUCCUUCAUUUGCAGGCCCUCCUGGACGUGUACACCAUUGAGAGAGAAAUCGGUAGGCUGGAUGGCAUCAGUCUAGGUCUAGUGGGAGAUCUUGCCAACGGGAGGACUGUCAGGUCUCUGGCUUACCUCAUUGCCAAGUACCAGGAUGUCAAAAUCUACUUUGUUUCCCCAGAUGUUGUAAAGAUGAAGGUGAUCCCAAUUUUUUCACCUCCCAAAUCCCCAAGAUCACCAAUUCCUCAAGCCCCACAUCUCACAUUUGUCAGAGAAUCCACAUGAAAUAGCCUGAAAGGCUUUUCUAUUUGCAGGAUGACAUAAAGGAGUACCUCACCUCCAAGGGGAUCGAAUGGGAAGAGAGCGCAGAUCUGAUGGAGGUGGCUUCCAAGUGCGACGUGGUCUACCAGACUCGGAUCCAGAAGGAAAGAUUUGGGGAAAGGAUAGACCUCUACGAAGAAGCCCGGGGGAAGUAUAUAGUGGACAGGAAGGUUCUGGAUGUGCUACCGAAGCAUUCUAUCAUUAUGCAUCCUCUUCCGAGGCUCGAUGAGGUGAGGGUGUGCUUCAAAUUCCUUGUUGAGGCUACUGAAAUAAAAACAUGGGCUUACCUCUUGCAUGGAUGAUGGUGAUUCAGAUUACCCCGGAUGUGGAUGCCGACCCGAGGGCUGCGUACUUCAGGCAGGCGACGAAUGGCCUUUAUAUCCGAAUGGCUCUUCUGAAGCUUCUACUUCUUGGCUGGUGA
Messenger RNA from Spirodela intermedia, 1980 nucleotides. The record is from the annotation of a GenBank genome assembly. NCBI's taxonomy places the organism in Eukaryota, Viridiplantae, Streptophyta, Magnoliopsida, Alismatales, Araceae.